This is a messenger RNA of Setaria italica (foxtail millet), 1532 nucleotides long. RefSeq names its product NAC domain-containing protein 77. Gene Ontology annotation, molecular function: DNA binding. Gene Ontology annotation, biological process: regulation of DNA-templated transcription. Bases 181 to 1338 code for a protein of 385 amino acids. Lineage: Eukaryota; Viridiplantae; Streptophyta; Magnoliopsida; Poales; Poaceae. The record is from RefSeq and is a predicted model, not a curated record. The transcript is spliced from 3 exons.
UUUCUUGUGUUCACAAGCUUCCUCUAGCAAGCUUAGCUUCUCUCUCUCUCUCUCUCUCUCUCUCUCUCUCUCUCUCUCUCUCUCUCUCUCUCUGCUUUUUUCCUCUGAGAUCCUGGUUUGCCUCCUGUUCUUAGUGAAGCUGCAGUCCAUAGCGUUUGCAAUUCCAACAAGAGAUCGAUCAUGGUGGAGCGUAGUGUGAAAUCGGAGCAUGGAGGCGGCCUGUUCUUGCCUCCCGGGUUCAGGUUCCACCCCACAGACGAGGAGGUCAUCACGAGCUAUCUCCUGCAGAAGCUCUUGAACCCUAGCUUCGACCCACAAGCCAUUGGGGAGGUGGACCUCAACAAGUGCGAGCCAUGGGAUCUCCCAAGCAAGGCGAAGAUGGGGGAGAAGGAAUGGUUCUUCUUCUGCCACAAGGACAUGAAAUACCCGACGGGGAUGCGCACCAACCGCGCCACCAAGGAGGGCUACUGGAAGGCCACCGGCAAGGACAGGGAUAUCUUCAAGCCGGCUGCUGCUGGAGGUGCAGGCCGUGAGCUGGUGGGUAUGAAGAAGACGCUCGUGUUCUACAUGGGCAGGGCUCCAAGGGGAUCCAAGACCAACUGGGUGAUGCACGAGUUCCGACUCGAGGGAAAGUCCAGGCACAACAACUCCAAACUACGCUUCAAUCCUAAGGAUGAAUGGGUUGUGUGCAAGGUGCACCACAAGAAUGGGGAAGCCAAGAAGCCCGCCGAGGAGUACUCUGCCGGCACGCCCAACGUCAGCUCCGUGAUUUCAGACGACGCCGGCGAAGGAGAUGAUCAUUUUCUGGACUCCAUGAUCAAUUCCAUGUACUUCAACUCUGCCGGCAGCAGCCUGCCCAGCACGACGAACGUCAACGCCGCGGCGCCGCACAACGCGGACUACAACCCAAUUUCUUGUACCGUCAACCCAAUUUCGUCAACCUUCCUAACUACGGCUUCAACGACACAGCAAGCAUCAGCAACCUGCACCAGGUCGUCGCUCUGGCCAAAUUCAGCAGCUCCAAGAAGCAGCAGUAGCGGUUACAGCUCCUCGUGGAACAUGCUUCACGCAGACCAUAAUCAGGCAAUGGGAAGCUACAACUUGCAUCACCAGGCAAUGGUGGCUAAAGCUCUAGGAGGGGUCAUCUCUCCAAAUUUCGCUGGUGUUUUACCAAGUUCGUCGGUUACAGCAGGGUUUCUGCAGCAAAAUUCAGUGGGCAUGCCGCAGCAGAAGCUAGGGAACUACAGGGAAAGUUAUGCCACUAAUCUUACAAGUAGUAGUGCUUCUACCACUGGACCAGCUGCUAAGAACUUAGGUGAUGGGCUAGUGCGCUACUAAUUACAUAGUAGUACUUAAUUGGUUAGUGAUCAUUGUAGUUAUUUUGUGGCAGUUUUGUUGGUUGCUUAAUUGAUUGAGUUAGUUCUUGGAACACAGAGAGGUCAUAUAUACUGUUUGUUUUAGUGUUGUAAAGGACAGAUCGAUAUAAUGUUUGUUUGUUGGUGAGAAUUGAAUUUGUUUCUUGCUGGUGCUUA